AUGGCAGCUGCCAGGUCCCUGGAUACUCGCACAUCUCUCGAAAUAGGACAACGACAGCCCGACUCCCAAACGAUUGCUUCAUACAGCAUAACUGGUCAUUGCUUUGCGUAUGUUGAUGAAAACAACAAGCCUACAGACGGCAAUGAUGAGAAGUCUGCAGCACCAUGCAAGGAAUAUUGUUCAACUCGAGGUGAUGGCACAAAUGGGUGCAGUCUGUUUAUACCAAAAGGGCAGAAGAUAGAUCCUCAUUUUAUUUACAAAGAUGACGAUGGAAAGCGCUGGACACCUGCGAAAUGCGUUUGCGAAUGCCCGUUUUGCAAAGAACUUGCGGAAACAAUCGCUGAAGGCUUACAGAAGCUGGACAACAUCAUCUGCGCCGCAAUGGUCUCAGCUUUCACUACCAUCGUGGAAACGGGGAUUCAGUUCGUUCCUGGCGGUCAAACCUCACUUGCUCUACGCGCUGCCAUCUCAGGGGCAAAGUCGUUUACGGAGAAUGGGUUGAAUGCCGCGUCGUUCUUUGGAGACUGGGUCGGGAAGGCCUGCGGUGUUGACAACUGGAAUUUCGAUCUUACGUCAGUUUACGACCCUCUGGUCAAUGCACCGGAUUCUAUGGGAACCAGCACUGGGUGUAAGAAAAGGAACAAGGCAGAUUGCAAGAAGCUUGAUCCUAAACCAGAUCCCACAACCAAAGCCAAAGACACUCCCCCCAAAACAACCCAAAAUCCCCAAAAGUCGUCUCAACAAUCGACCACAAGUACAGAAUCCAGCAGCAGUACGAAGCGUAGCCAGACUACAGUAAUGACGUCAAGCACAACUAGUAGCAGUUCGACCGCUAGCGAGACAACGGAAGCCAAUACUGAUACGAAGCCCAGCCAAACAACAGAGGCUUGCAAUAAUACGGAUCCUAGCCAAACAACGGAUGGUAGCAAUGAUGAGGAGCCAACCCAGACAGCCGGAAGUAGCAAUGAUGUGGAGUCCAGCCAAACGACCCUUAUCACGUCAGGCACCAUUAGCAGCAGUAUGCUUUCUGGGGAGACCGCUCGCGCGACGGAGUAG
Neoarthrinium moseri is the source of this 1056-nucleotide messenger RNA. RefSeq lists its product as uncharacterized. The record is from RefSeq and is a predicted model, not a curated record. The transcript has 2 exons. The coding region runs from base 1 to 1056 and encodes 351 amino acids. Lineage: Eukaryota; Fungi; Ascomycota; Sordariomycetes; Amphisphaeriales; Apiosporaceae.